UCAAAGAAGAAGAAAAAAAUUCCACCCACUGGACUUCGCACUGAGGGCUCGCCGAAACCCUCGCCUUCUUCCUCCUCUCCGGUCCGUCCACCCGCCGUUCGCCUGGCCGGCUGCCUGCCCACCGUCGCCAGCGAUGGAGUCUUCCCAGCCGCCGCCCGCCGCCUCCAGCUGGAGCGACCUGCCCCGGGACACGAUUCUCGAGAUCCUGCUGCGCGUUCCAGCCAAGGAUCUCUGCCGCCUCCGGGCCGUCAGCCCGUCGUGGCGCGCCCUCACCUGCGACCCGCGCUUCAUCGCGGAUCACAAAUCCCGCCACACGGCUCCGCUCCUCGCCGUGGCCUACCGCGACCAAGAUAUGGCCAACGGCGUUGAUGUUGUCGACUUGUCCGGCAAUGUCGUCAGGAGGAUUCCGAGCAUUGAGAGCGAUAUUCUUACUACUGACAAGUCGGGCAAUGUCUACCCGUUGAUUCGAACCAGCGAAGAUAGCAUCCGUGUUGUGCGCACCCACCUUGAUCUCAUCUGUUUCACUAGGCAGUACCAUCCGCUGGGCAUCUGGGUGCUUAACCCGGCCACUGGCGCUACUCUCGUCUUGCCAAAGGAACACUCGGAGGAAUUGGCGCGUGAUGAUGAUGUAAAGAGGAAUUAUGGGCGUGGACAGAUGGAGUCAUGUGCUCUGGGGCAGGUUUCAUCCACGGGGGAGUACAAGUUGAUCCGUAUCAGUAGUGUCAGGGAUAGGCAGCUGUGCGAGGUCAUCACCCUUGAUGGCGCAAACUAUGGAAGCUGGAGAGGAAAGAAGAGCCCUCCGUCACCUAUCUGUGCCGGUCCUGGUGAAGCCAUGAAAUGUGUCGUCAUCGGUGGAGUGGUGCAUUUCUUGAUGAAUUUCUACUCUGGUUAUUGUAACACUGGGGUGAUGACCAUUGAACCCGGCAGCAUAGCUUCGUUCAACCUUGCGACAGAAGAGUGGAUGGCUACUCUGCGUGGUCCGUCACCGGUACGCACAUUUGUUCAGGACAACAAGGGGUUCAUUUACGCGGAUCUUACUCUCCAGUUAUCAUUGGCUGAACUGGACGGCUCCUUAGUCACAGUUCAGAACAUUCAUUACAUCUCUAUCGACUUGUGGUUGCUCACAGAUGUAGAGAAUGGAAUCUGGGAAAAGAAAUACAAUAUUCCGUCACAUGUUGCCCAGUUGUUUGUGUAUCCGUUUCUUGUACUAAAUGAUGGAAGGAUUUUGUUUUCUCACGGAGAGAAAUAUGUAACAAGCUAUGAUCCAAAAACUGGAACUUAUGUUUAUGCAUUGGAAGUGAGGGAUUCCAGAUCCAUUGGCAUAUACACAGGAAGCCUGCUGAGCUUGUAGAGGUGCUAUAACUGAUGAGGUGUGCCAAUGACACUGAUGAAUGCAUAGGGACCCAGGACAUUGUGGAUUUCUCAAGGAAAAUACACAUUUGAAUAGAAUGUUUUGUUCUGUGAUGAAGGAUAGGAAAAUCCAACUCAAAUGAUCUACUGUUCGAAGAGUGUUUUCGCCAUUGUGCAGUACUGUAGCCAAAGUACCUGAGUUUAACAGGAUAUUUCUUGUAACUGCAGAGGUCCAUUCUUUUUCUAGACCUGCACUAGAGUUGAGGUCUUUUAGAACAUGUUUGCCCUUUCCUCCCAUGAAGCUUACUUGGAGCACCUACAGUACAAGCAUAACUGAUGUAGAACGUGCAGGCGUGCAGCCAGUUUGUUGUUUGCUAUCUCUUUUGGGCUUGUUAAAAAAAAUGCUUAUUUGGUAGGAACCAGUAUAUUUCCUCCAAUUUGACACAUGAUCUCAUGUUUUUUGGGGCACUUUUGAGAA
Molecule: messenger RNA, 1828 nt
Organism: Lolium perenne
Lineage: Eukaryota; Viridiplantae; Streptophyta; Magnoliopsida; Poales; Poaceae
Product: putative F-box protein At1g47765
Molecular function (GO): protein binding
Source: RefSeq, a predicted model, not a curated record